CAGACACCAGACUGAACUUUUAUUGAAUGCUAAACAUGAACUGACCAGCCAGGGCCAUAAUCUGGACUCGGGAGUCAGAUUAUGACUUUGGUGUGCUCCUAAACCACGUGUUUGUUUGUUUUAACAUAAAAAAACUAUAACCAGUAGCAACCAGAUAAUAAAAGUGUAAUCGGGUGUAGGAAACAAGCCGCAACUAGGUAACAACCAGGUAACAAAAACGCAACCACGUAUCCAGCUGUAGGAAGCAACAUUUCAUCAUUUUGACUAGCUAGACAAAGCGUUUCUAACUGACCUUUAAUGUGAUUGGUUCUGCAGUUGGGGGACUUGAUAGAGUGUCCAGGUAACAAAGUAUACAAAGUUUGAGAAAUGAGGCCAUAGAGACAAAAUCACCGUGGACACUUGGAGGCAAAAUGGCUUCCGAUGUGCUGAAGGCUACAGCAGGUGUUAACAGAGGAGCCGUCCUUACGCUAAGGCUACAGAAUUGAAGCGGGUUACAAAAGGUGUGCGCCCGUCUGAGGUCUUCAGACACUGAUGAGGGUGUCGAGGCGGCUCUACAUGCAUGGCCAUCAGCCUAGCGACCCGCGUUCCAUCCCCGGGACCUCCACGGCGGACUGCUGGACUCCCACCGCGACUCCUUCGAUCCCAACACGCACGCUCUGGCCACGCUCCCGCCUCCUCGCACGCAUGCGAAUUAAAGGAGAAAAAUUCUGAUCCUUAACGUGAAUAGGCGAACGCGAGGAGCAGCAACCACGACAGCCGCUCUAUCGACCAGCCGGGUGGCCGCCGCCGGCUCGCUUUAGAGCAGGGGAAGGGCCGCGCUAGCCCGCGGCGUUCACUCCGCGUCCUGUUGGCAGCCGCUUCCUGUUUUGCAACGGUGCAUUAUGGGAUGAAUAGUCUACUUUCCCAGAGCCGCCCGCGAGUGUGCGGCCGACACACAACUCCAUUUCCCGAGAUUCCUAGCAGCCGCUGCUUCCCUCAGAGGUGCCAGGCCGGUUCCGGUUGCAUCAGCGUGGUCUCCCGGGCAGAAUGAGGCUGUUCGUGAGCGAGGGCUCCCCGGGCAGCCUGCCGGUGUUGGCUGCAGCCGCCAAGGCCCGGGGCCGAGCGGAGCUGCUCAUCAGCAACGUGGGCCCCGAAGAGUGCGUGGUGCCGUUCCUGACGCAGCCGAAGGUCCCUGCCUUGCAGCUGGAGAGCGGUAACUACCUCUUCUCUGCCAGUGCAAUCUGCCGAUAUUUUUUCCUGUUAUCUGGCUGGGACCAGGAUGAUCUUACCAAUCAGUGGCUGGAAUGGGAAGCAACGGAGCUGCAGCCGGUUUUGUCUGCUGCCCUACACUGCUUAGUGGUUCAAGGCAAGAAAGGAGAAGAUGUACUUGGCCCACUUCGGAGAGCCCUGACUCACAUUGAUCACAGCUUGAGUCGUCAGAACUGUCCUUUCCUGGCUGGGGACACAGAAUCUCUAGCUGACAUCGUUUUGUGGGGAGCACUAUAUCCAUUGCUGCAAGACCCAGCUUACCUCCCUGAGGAGUUGAGCUCCCUACAAAGCUGGUUCCAUACGCUGAGUACUCAGGAGCCAUGUCAAAGAGCUGCAGAAACUGUGCUGAAACAGCAGGGUGUCCUCGCACUACGGCCCUACCUCCAAAAACAGCCCCAGCCUCAGGCACGCCCUUCUGAGGGGAGACCUGUCAGCAAUGAACCUGAGGAGGAGGAGCUGGCUACUCUGUCUGAGGAAGACAUCAUCAUAGCUGUGAAUGCUUGGGAGAAGGGCCUGGAUAGCUUACCCCCACUUCAGCCCCAGCAGUAUCCAGUGUUGCCUGUUGCUGGAGAACGGAAUGUGCUCAUUACGAGUGCCCUCCCUUAUGUCAACAAUGUCCCCCAUCUUGGAAACAUCAUUGGUUGUGUGCUCAGUGCUGAUGUCUUUGCAAGGUACUCUCGUCUUCGCCAGUGGAAUACCCUGUAUGUGUGUGGAACGGAUGAGUAUGGUACAGCGACAGAGACCAAGGCUAUGGAAGAGGGUCUGACCCCACAGGAAAUCUGUGACAAAUAUCAUGCCAUCCACGCCGACAUCUACCGCUGGUUUAACAUCUCAUUUGAUACUUUCGGUCGCACCACCACUCCACAGCAGACGAAGAUCUCCCAGGACAUCUUCCAGAGGUUGCUGACACGGGGUUUUGUGCUUCAAGAUACUGUAGAGCAGCUGAGGUGUGAGCAGUGUGCACGCUUCUUGGCUGACCGCUUUGUGGAGGGAGUGUGUCCCUUCUGUGGCUAUGAAGAGGCCCGGGGUGACCAGUGUGACAAGUGUGGCAAGCUCAUCAAUGCCAUUGAGCUCAAGAAACCUCAGUGCAAAGUCUGCCGCUCGCACCCUGUGGUGGAGUCCUCUCAGCACUUGUUUCUGGACUUGCCUAAGUUGGAAAAGCGACUGGAGGACUGGCUGGGGAGGACAUUGCCUGGCAGUGACUGGACACCAAAUGCUCGGUUUAUUACUCGUUCUUGGCUUCGAGAUGGCCUCAAGGCACGAUGCAUAACCAGAGACCUCAAAUGGGGAACUCCUGUGCCCUUAGAAGGUUUUGAGGACAAGGUAUUUUAUGUCUGGUUUGAUGCUCCUAUUGGCUAUCUGUCUAUCACAGCCAACUAUACAGACCAAUGGGAGAGAUGGUGGAAGAAUCCAGAACAAGUUGACCUUUACCAGUUCAUGGCCAAAGACAACGUGCCCUUCCACGGCAUAAUUUUUCCUUGUUCAGCCCUAGGAGCUGAGGACAACUACACGUUAGUCAAGCAUCUCAUUGCUACAGAGUACCUGAAUUACGAGGAUGGGAAGUUCUCUAAGAGCCGGGGGGUAGGAGUGUUUGGAGACAUGGCCCAGGAUACGGGGAUCCCUGCUGACAUCUGGCGCUUUUAUCUGCUGUACAUUCGGCCUGAGGGCCAGGACAGUGCCUUCUCCUGGACAGACAUGCUGACUAAAAACAAUUCUGAGUUGCUUAACAACCUGGGCAACUUCAUCAACAGAGCUGGCAUGUUUGUGUCUAAGUUUUUUGGGGGCUGUGUGCCUGACAUGGUGUUAACCCAGGAUGACAGACGCAUGCUGGCCCAUAUCUCCUGGGAACUCCAGCACUAUCACCAGCUGCUGGAUAAGGUUCGGAUCCGGGACGCCUUACGCCGUAUCCUUACCAUAUCUCGGCAUGGCAACCAAUAUAUUCAAGUGAAUGAGCCUUGGAAACGGAUUAAAGGUGGUGAGGUGGACAGGCAGCGGGCAGGCACAGUGACAGGCGUGGCAGUGAACAUAGCUGCCCUGCUCUCUGUCAUGCUCCAUCCUUACAUGCCCACGGUCAGCUCCACCAUCCAGACCCAGCUCCAGCUUCCACUUCCAGCCUGCCGCGUCCUCCUCACACACUUCACCUGUACCUUACCAGCAGGUCACCGGAUUGGCACAGUCAGUCCUUUGUUUCAAAAACUGGAAAAUGACCAGAUUGAAAAUUUGAGGCAGCGCUUUGGAGGGGGCCAGCUCGAAGAGACCUUGGAGUUAAAGGCUAAAGGACCCCCCAGGCCAGUAGUUGUGGAGCCAGUUACAGCACCGGGGCCACUGCAGACACAGAUGCUGAUGGAUGAGGUGACCAGACAGGGCAACAUUGUCCGGGAACUGAAAGCACAAAAGGCAGACAAGAACCAGGUUGCUGCAGAGGUGGCUAAACUCUUGGACCUCAAGAAACAGCUGGCUUUGGCUGAGGGGAAACCCAUUGAAACUUCUAAAGGCAAGAAGAAAAAGUGAGAGGGUGCUCACAGAAAGUCACUUUACUGUCUGUGGACAAUAAUAAAGGAUGUACAGUGUGUAUAUACAA
Molecule: messenger RNA, 3829 nt
Organism: Meriones unguiculatus (Mongolian gerbil)
Lineage: Eukaryota; Metazoa; Chordata; Mammalia; Rodentia; Muridae
Gene: Mars1
Product: methionyl-tRNA synthetase 1
Exons: 22
Coding region: 1027-3759 (910 amino acids)
Biological process (GO): methionyl-tRNA aminoacylation
Cellular component (GO): aminoacyl-tRNA synthetase multienzyme complex; cytosol
Molecular function (GO): methionine-tRNA ligase activity; ATP binding
Source: RefSeq, a predicted model, not a curated record